AUGGCGGAAGCGCCACGUAAUCUGCAGUUGCCUUCAGGUUAUGACGAGGAGUUUGCCGAUGAAGUAGAAGAUGAUUUUCUUUGCUUAAUUUGUCAUUUGCCAAUGAGGGAGCCUGUUCUUACCAGAUGCGGUCACAGAUUUUGUAAUGCAUGCCUUGAGGAACAUUUCAGAAGGUAGGCCUAAAUGCCCGCAUUCUACUGAAAGUUGAGUGGUAAAGUAACUUUCAUUCCAAACCUUUAGUUGACACCUUAACGAAAAACUGAAGCACUGGUGCGCUUUCCAUUGAACACCUCGAUCUGAGUAAGAACAUAUCAGUUGACGGAAAGUCAGCAACCCUUAUUUACUAAUGCAAACAACAGACACCUUAGCAGCUUAAUCGAUUUAUUAGACGAAGGCCUUGUCUCUCAAAUUUAGAUUUCAAAUAGAUUAAAACUUUAUCUGAUACAUCCCACCCAGCUGAUGAUGACCGUUAAAUUAUGUUACUGACGCACAAGUUACUUAAGGUUGUUUUCUUUUAGCAAACUUUUGAAAUUACAAAAUGUGUCUCGUUUCAGUAAAUUGGAGACAAGUAGCCAUUGUUCGAAGUUAUUGAUCUGCUCCAGCAAAGCAUAAAAACUUGUCAAUUUUUGAAAUGUCUUGAAUUCUGUGGAUUUUAGGCUCGGCAAAUAAAAUCAGCCACAAGUUAGUAGAAAGAAGUUUUGUGAUGGAAUUAAUUAGUAACUAUGUAUCAAUCGAUGUUCCUGUUAAUUCUUAUUAAAUAUAGUCAAUUAAUCGUAAUUGUCUCUUACACUGCAAAAUAACAGACAGGAAGUUCAGCGCCAGCUUUACUCUUGUCCUGCAGAUAGGAAACGCCUGGACCGAGACCGGGUAAAUCACUUUCGUUUGCUUUUUACCUUCUUACGUCUGUUUUCAAUAUGUUUUUGGUCUUAUUAACUCUUUUAAGGCUUACAUGUAAACUAAAUUACAUAGGCGGAGUCGAUCGGAACCAGCUGUUACAAAGUUUCGAAACAAAGGUUCCAGAUUUUUCAAGCUCUUAAGGACAAGACCAGUUGCAUACACGUUCUCACACUUUACCCACAUGGCAAUGUUUUCUAUUUAGAGCAAUAAGGAAAUUAAGAGCAUUUCAGAAAUUUCGAGCACGGCCAUCUUCGAGUCUCAAUAAUGAUAUUGAUAAUGAUGAUGAUGAUGAUUAUGAUAAUGAUAGCAGUCUGUUAAUUUGGCUCAGGUAUUUCUUGCGAAGAAUAAUCUUGCACUGUUUGUUUAAUUCCGUUUUGUUUUGUACUUUAGGAUGUUUUUCCUGAUAAUGCAGCAAGAAGGAAAAUUUUGUCUUUGGUGAUUAAAUGUCCAAGUGACGGUUGUUCGUGGACUGAUGAACUGAGGAAUAAAGAGGUAAAAACCCAAAAUAACAAUUAUAUUCAAGGUGCAAUGGAUUUCAACAUUUAACCAGGAUUUAACCAAGGAAAGAAGAUCACUUUUUUCUUUCUUUUUUAUAUAUUUUAUUGCUUUUAACAGGCUCACCUGGAAACCUGCCAGUUCAAAAUUGUUACUUGUACCAACGAAAAUUGCACUCAGAUAAUGAAAAGAGAAGAACUGGACAAUCACACGAAAACGUGCGUGUGGAGUAUUAUGCCGUGUAUGUACUGUAAAGAGAAACAACCAAGGAAGUACUUGCAGGUAUGAAGUUAUUAAAAAUUGCAGAUCUUUUGACAAUGUUCUUCUUCCGGGGGGCAACUCGUAAAGUUUAAACGGGGAUGCUCCGCCCCAAAGACAAACCCCUCACCCUUAUGACGGAAAAGGUAUCCCUUUGUAUACCUUCUAUGACAAAUGGUACUCCUUUCACAUAAAUGGUAUACAAUUAUGCAUUCCUUAACUGCUUUAAAUACACUAUAUUUUAAAUAGGAAUCAUUCACAAAUGCAGAACGUUUUCUCGACUAUUUCGCAGCCAUGAAGUGCAUCUGUGAGCCCUUUUGGGCCUUUCUACAGUCCUUUCUACAGUCCUUUCUACAGUCCUUUCAUAUACCUGAGGCCUAUACAGAAGACACUCUUUUCGGGCGGAGCCUCCCUGUAUAGGCCAUUACAGCAAGUACCCCCGGGUUUGUUCUUCAACCUUGCGCCGUAGAGAUGGGAUUCCCCCUUUCGUUUGUUCUUGACUUAGCCUUGUCACCUGUCGGCGUAGCGUGUUCUCCAAACGCGCGACACCACAAUUAAACGUCUUUAGCAACUGUUUUCUUUAUUUUCUGUUUUUACAUUAAAGUAGAAAAAAGAGCAAGUAUACGAAACUAAGAUGAUAUUUACUCAGCUUCAAAUGCAGUACAGCCCACACAAAGUGGCUUUUGCAAAAUAUAAAUGGUGACGGCAAGUAAGCAUUUCACCUCUCUUAGACACAGGAGAAAAAUAUAUACUGGUCAGGUCUAAAACUUUGAAGUAUUUUUUACUGUGUACACUAAAAUUGCUGUCGGCUUACUGCGGUUAACUGAAGACGUUGUCUUACAGUCUUAGUGUGUAAAUAAUUAUUUGUCUUUUUGCAGGAUCACCUUAAAACGUGCAUCAAGAUGCCCAUUCCUUGCCCUAACAGCUGUGGGAAAGAGAGAUACGCGAGAGACAUGGUAAUUUUAUUUAAUUGCAGUUUGUGGCAGACUCCCUUGAUCUUCAUGAUGAGUAACGCUCUAAGCCAUGUCUUGUCUUUCCAUUAGUUUUCAUCGUUUCAUAUUGAUCUCCCUGCAUGUUGUACAAAAAAAUCCUUUUUGUGCUUGCAUACUUAAAAUUUACAGCUAUUCCAGCUAACGUUGUCACAUAUCAAGGUCACACAACACCGCAAGACCACAAGAUCAUGUGGGUAGCUGUAAAUACAUUAUAACUGAUUUUGUCAUAACUUUACGUUUGCUACUGCUUUAGAAUAGUGCAAAACCUUACAAACGUUUACCUUCAAAUGAAAUUUCAUAUUGCUUGGCGGCCUCGUCGCUGUCAGGUUUUUAUGAAAACGUUAUUUGAUAUAGCGGUUUCAUAAUUAGGCGAACUGUGAAUAAUACAGUUCAACAUGGUCGUCUCCUUGCAGCAUAUGACUGAACAAAGUGAAUGGAAAAAAAAAGUAAUGAAAUGAGAAAUGCAGGCCUGACCGUUCUUUGUGUCGUCAAGCAACGCUGCUGGUUACGUGACGUCAAAGAGGCGUCGAGAACCAUACAGAGGAGGAGACAAGCGUAACGGGUAUUAGAAGCCUUAACUUUCCUUUGAAACACCUUUCUUUUAAUUCAGACCUGAUCUUCUCUUGGUAAAAGAAAAAAAAACUUUGUAUAAAAGGUUAUGCUAAGCGUUGGCUUUUGUUUUGCGUCAGUUCUGAUAACCUAUUUAUCAUUUUAUUUUAGAUUCGUAAUCACAUUGAAAACGACUGUCGGUUGACUUUAGUCUCCUGCCCAUAUGCUCAAAUGGGGUGCAAUCAACAGGUUUGUUUUUCAUUCCAUGAAAUUGUAAAUUAAGCGGACUGAAAUCAUAACGCAUUGUACAUGAUCAACGGUCUGCCAAAAACUUUAAUUCCUUCAUCAUUUGUCUGUAUCAGACUCUAUUUGUCUCCUGACACUCAGACAAUUACUAUGCAAACAGACCUAUAUUUUGCAAAAUGUAUGAAUACAAAUAACAGUUUUGGUUUAUAAUACCAUUUUCUAAGAUUAUCUGACUUCUUUCUACAGUUCCAGCGCAGAAACGUGGAUUCGCAUCUUGAGUCAGCCACGCGAAAGCAUCUUUACUUGGCUUGUGUUAAACUUAACAGUUCACAGGCUCAGCUGGUUGAACAACGGGUUCAGUUAGAUGAGACCCGAGUUCAGUUAGAUGAGACACAAGCUCAAUUAAGUUCAACCCAGGCUCAGUUAAAAAAUACCCAAGAAACAACAAGAAAACUUGAGGAGAAAUUAGAGGCUCUUCAGACGCAA
Porites evermanni is the source of this 3923-nucleotide messenger RNA. The record is from the annotation of a GenBank genome assembly. NCBI's taxonomy places the organism in Eukaryota, Metazoa, Cnidaria, Anthozoa, Scleractinia, Poritidae.